Musca vetustissima is the source of this 1050-nucleotide messenger RNA. RefSeq lists its product as uncharacterized. Lineage: Eukaryota; Metazoa; Arthropoda; Insecta; Diptera; Muscidae. The transcript has 6 exons. Bases 37 to 1044 code for a protein of 335 amino acids. The record is from RefSeq and is a predicted model, not a curated record.
CUGUCAUCCUGUGUAGAGUGUUCAAGUAGUAACAAAAUGUCCUACUCCAUGCUAGUCUCAUUGGCCAUUUUAGGCUUUAAUCUUUUUUUGGCCACCCUGGUGGCUGGUCAUGGCCGUCUGAUGGAUCCACCCGCCCGUAAUGCCAUGUGGCGUUUUGGUUAUCCAAAUCCCGUGAAUUACAAUGACAAUGAACUGUUUUGUGGUGGCUAUGCCGUCCAAUGGGAACAAAAUCAGGGACGUUGUGGUGUAUGCGGUGAUGCGUAUCAUUUGAAAACACCACGGCCGCAUGAGGCCGGCGGCGAAUAUGCCAAGGGUAUUAUAUCGAAAUAUUAUACAGCGGGACAGGAAAUUGAUGUCGAAGUUGAGCUGACUGCCAACCAUUAUGGUCGCUUUGAAAUGUAUUUGUGUCCGAACAAUAAUCCCCGUAAAGAAGCCACCCAAGAAUGUUUUGAUCGUUAUCCCCUAUAUAUCUCUGGAAGUCGGGAACAUCGUUUCUUGAUACCACGUGAAGCUAAAAAGAAGGAUAUUUUCCGUUAUCGUGUUCGUUUGCCACCCUAUGUCACCUGUACCCAGUGUGUUUUGCAAUGGACCUAUUAUACGGCAAAUAUGUGGGGUACUUGUGCCAAUGGUACUGAGGCUGUGGGUUGUGGUAAAGCUGAAACCUUCCGUAACUGUGCUGAUAUUGCCAUUGUUUCCAACACUGGUGGUGGUCUGCCACCACUAUUCGUUAACAAAAAGAAUCCCUAUUUGCUGUACUACAGAGAUUAUAGAGCGCCUGAGGAUAAUAAUGUUUUCCCAUUGAUUGUAAGAGAUCAAAAGUGUAUUGCAUCUCCUGCCUUCCGUGCUUUGCCUGGUAUGGAUAAUUGGUGUGAAACUAAUUGUUUGCGUUAUCCACCCAAUUGUCCGGCAACGGCCUGUCAUUGCCCUCAAGAAUGUGUUGCCAUUGGUGAGUUGGCUGGUAAAGAAGGUACCGACACCUGGUGCAUGGACCAAUGUCUUAAUUAUGAUUCUCAGUGUCCAACUGAUAAAUGCCGCUGCUUCUAGAGACUU